Messenger RNA from Closterium sp. Naga37s-1, 1959 nucleotides. NCBI's taxonomy places the organism in Eukaryota, Viridiplantae, Streptophyta, Zygnematophyceae, Desmidiales, Closteriaceae. The record is from the annotation of a GenBank genome assembly.
AUGGCGUCAAGUAGCUUUACCGUUGGCGCCGUGCGGCACGACUCUAAUAGUGCCAUCGCCACCCCUCGCCGUGAUUCGCGGAACGUUAAGGCUUUGUUCGUCACUUGUCUCUCGAAUAAGGCCGGAUCCCCUCACCUCCUCUCCUCUCCGCGCUCGCCGCUCGUUACAUGCGUCCGUCGAUCGUCCUCACCGUUCGAAUCUAAUUCUAGAUCUGCACACUCGAACCGCGUCUCCUGGCGGACUUUCGUCGGCUUGAAAUCACGGGAGCGAGGGGAAGGGGAAGGGAAGGGGGGAGGGGGGAUGGAGCUGGUAAUUUCCGCCACAGAGAACCACCACAGCAGGUUGAAAAAGCGGGCGCGCGGAAGAUUCCGCCAGCCGGGGGCAGGCGCAACCGAGGGCGCAGGGAGUUCACCUUACCGGGGGGGGUUCCGCGCAAGAGGUGGGAUGCAAGACGAUGCAUGGCAAGCGGGGGGAUGGGGUGAAGAGAGCCGCAGCAGCGGAAGCAGCGGAAGCGGGACUUUUGGCGGUCUUCGCGACCCCCUGCAGUCGUUAAGCGUCGCGCGCCCAUCGUCCGCGGAGUCGGACUCUCUCCCCGCGGACGUGCGCGACAGGGCGCUCUUCGCGGUAGAGGCUCUCGUGGCGGAACCCGGGCGGGCGGCAGGGGGAAAUCAAGGCGGCGGAGGCAGAAGGGAUAGGUACGGGCGGGUGACUGUGGGUGACGUGGCGGCGCGCAGCGGAUUGAAAGUAGGUGACGCGGAAAAGGCGCUAAAGGCUUUUGCGGCGGAUGGGGAAGGGUUCCUAGAGGUAUCGGACGAGGGCGACGUGCUGUACGUGCUGCCUCGCAACCUGCGCGCGCUCAUCGCGCAGCGCUCGCUGCGCAUGCGCCUCGCCCCCAUGGCGGCGCAGGCCAAGGCAGCAGCAGGGUAUGUGAUGCGAGUGUCGUUCGGCACGGCCCUGGUGGCAUCAGUGGUGGUCGUCUACACAUCCAUCUUCGUCCUCAUGACCUCCGCACAGGGGGAUAGCGAUGAGAGGAGGGGGAGGGGGAGAGGCCACUACCACCGUUACCGGGGCCCAACCUUCUUUUUCAACAUUGCGGAUCUACUCUGGUACUGGGACCCUGGGUACCACCGCCGCGUGCGCAGCGAGUUGCAGCAGCGGGAGAUGAGCUUCCUUGAAUCCGUGUUCUCCUUUGUGUUCGGCGAUGGAGACCCCAACGAUGGCAGGGAGCAGCUCAGAUGGAGACUGAUAGGGGAGGUGAUCAGCAGCAGGGGCGGGGUGGUGGCAGCGCAGGAGAUUGCACCGUACCUUGACCUACCAGAGGACCUGUCAAACGAGGCCUACAUGCUGCCGGUGCUACAGCGAUUCCAAGGCACGCCCUCUGUCGACGACCAGGGCCACAUAUUCUAUGCCUUUCCGCUGCUCCAGCGCACAGCAGAGCAGCACGACACCCGCACUCCCUCCUACUCCAACUCUCGUGUGCCCGCUCCUAUCUUCGUUGAAAACGCCUGGUCCUUCAGUGACGCCCCCCCCACGAAGCGAGUGUUGGCAGUGGGGCUGGGAAUCAUCAAUGUGGUCGGCGUUCUAAUACUCUCCUCCAUGCUCAGGAACCCAGCCGUUAUUCGGAAGGCAGGGCUCCCCCUAGUUGCCACAAUACAGCGCCUCAUGCCUGCACUGCAGGCAUAUUCUGUGGCAUUCUUUGUCAUUCCCUUGUGCCGCUGGGCAUUCCUCAGCUCCACCAACUCAGCUAUUGAGACUCGCAACCAGAGGAGAAGAGAGAGCGCUCACAUUCUCUCCCAUCCCUCGCCCCACCUCCGGAAGAAGCUGGCUAGUGCACGGCAGAAGGCAGAACGAACUGUUUUGGGAGAGGAGCGAGUGAUUUAUUCUACACAAAAAGAUGUGGCAGAACAGGAGUUGGAGGAGAGAGAGUGGGAUGCUCGGCUGGACAAGAGGCAACAAUAG